AUGUUUUUUCAUGUAAAUUCCGUGAUGAAUAUCGGAAGGCUCAUAAUUGAUAAUUCAGGACAUGAGCAUUCAAAUCUAGCAUAUUGCACUGGCUUAUCAACUUCAAGACAUCCGAUGAUAGUUGAAGUUCUACGUGAUAAUUCAAAUCAAACUGAAUUAAUGCACUGCAGUAAAAAUUCACUUUACAACACUUUUAAUGGUAAUCUUAAACUUAUUGUAAACGUUGACUGA
Molecule: messenger RNA, 231 nt
Organism: Clunio marinus
Lineage: Eukaryota; Metazoa; Arthropoda; Insecta; Diptera; Chironomidae
Source: the annotation of a GenBank genome assembly